Lucilia cuprina (Australian sheep blowfly) is the source of this 8662-nucleotide messenger RNA. RefSeq names its product serine/arginine repetitive matrix protein 2 (gene l(3)psg2). Gene Ontology annotation, biological process: regulation of mRNA splicing, via spliceosome. The record is from RefSeq and is a predicted model, not a curated record. The coding region runs from base 619 to 8070 and encodes 2483 amino acids. Gene Ontology annotation, molecular function: RNA binding. The transcript has 4 exons. NCBI's taxonomy places the organism in Eukaryota, Metazoa, Arthropoda, Insecta, Diptera, Calliphoridae. Gene Ontology annotation, cellular component: spliceosomal complex.
AGAAGAAGAAUCAUUAAAAGUAGCAGAAAUUUUUUAGACGCGAUUAAUUUUGAUAAGUUUUCAAAUUACAAUAUCAUCCCCAAAAACCCUAUUAAAUAACAUAAAUUUUAUAGAAAAAUGAAAUUUACAAUCUUAAUUACACUUGAAAUAUGAAAUUUUAUUAGAAAACUGUGAUUUAGGCACUAAAAAUUGCUAUUGAAAAAUUCUCUAACUCGUGCACGGUCUACUCUCUACUGCUACAUAAUUGAUUGAUUUUUUUUUUGUAACCACACUGGUCGAGACACACAACUACACUCCGUAUAUUUUGUGCACUUGGAAAAUUUAUAUUGUACAUAUUGAGGUGAAGAUGAUAAUGAUGAUGAUGGUGAUCACGAUGAUGAGGUUGAUGAUAAAUAAGCAAUAACUAUUACUAAAUGUGUGUAGUGUGGUUGGAACACUCAAGCAUUGAAUGAACAAAAUUAAAACAAAAUACACAUGAAAAAAUACAGAAAAAUAAAAAAAAUGAUAAAAUAGUGAAUUGUGUAAGUUGAAAAGCGAUGAUUUUUUGUUUUAAGUACUAAUAAUAAUAAGUAAAGGUUUAAAAAGAUAAGAAAUUGUUAUUAAUAUAAAGAAAACUACAUGACGGAAUCGGUCACAAAAGAUUUCGACAGCGUUUUUGUAGAGAAUGCAGCAGAAGUGGCCGCCGACACUAAUAUCAGCAGCAGUGCGGUCGAUUUGGAGGUCGUGAAUGUGGUGGCCGCUGGCAAUAACGGAAAAAACGACAUUAAAGUGUCUGAAGAGGGUGUUGUCAAAUUGUCAUUUGGUUUUUUAGACGAUAUGCAAGGUGGCGACAGUAGUUUAGAACCGGGAGAGGUAAAAACUCCUCCCCCUGGAUCUAGUCCAGCCACGGUUAAGGAACAUACACCUUCACGGUUGGCCCAGGAACGACCAGAACCACCGACCAAACAAUUAGCCAAGGAUACUUUAGCUAAAGCUUUAAAAACUGUAUCACAAUUGGAGGCGGAAGCUUGUGAGGAAAAAGUACGUGCAAUUUUAGAAUUAGAUGCAAAGAGGCGUAAAGAGGAGGUAGAAAAACGUAAAUUGGAGGCUGAAAAGCGUAGGCAAUCAGGAGAAACUGAUUUGGAAUUAGAGCGUAAGCGUAGAGCUAAAGAAGAGCGUAAGAAACUAAAGAAAUUAAAAAAGGCCCAAAAGGCAGCAGAUAAGGCUUUAAUAAGCGGCGAUGAAGAUAAUACUGAAACAGCUCAAAGUAAAAAGCGUAAAAUGAAAAAGGCCACUGAAUCGGAAGAAAGCGAAGGUUUAUGUUCUUCCGGUGCUGAAGAUGAUGAUGAGCAUGUUAGCGAAAAACAGGGCAAUAUAUUAAAUUCUGCCAUUGCCAUACCUUCUAUGCCAGCAACACGUUAUCCACCACAUUUGCCGCCUCCUCAUAUUUUAACCGAAGCAUUUAUGGGUGGUUUUCGUCCGAUGAAUCCUUUUAUGCGUGGUCCCCGUCCUGACUUUUCGCAUGGUCGUGGUGGUGGUUUUAUACCAAGAGGUCGUGGUGGUAUGCGUGGUGGUCGCAUGCCCUUUCAAGGUUUUCGUCCACCCUUUUUUGCAGGCGUUGGUAAUAGUGGUGGUGCAGCUCCUAAAUUUAAUGUUCCUCAUGGUUCGCAUGGUCUUCAGCAACGUCAUCAUCAUCACCACCAUACUCCGCCACCUAAUCGUGGUCAUUCACCUAUACUGCCACCAUCUUCGGAUUUACUAUGGACAAAAUGUAAACCAACCUUAUCGUAUGCAUUUAAAUACAACAAAUUCCAUAACGCUCAUUCAGACACAAAACCACACAGUUCAAAUCGAGAGCCAUCAGAAGAAGAUUGGAAUGAUGACAGUCCAAGAGCUGAUAAUGAGCAAAAACAAGAUGAUGAUGAUUAUAAACAUAAUCAACAUGAACAAAUACGUAAAAAAGACAAAAAGCACAAAUCACUCUCGAAAGAAAAGAAAAAAUCGAAAAAACAUAAAACAAAAGAAGCUAAGAAAUCAAAAAGGCAUCGAAAAUCCCUGUCCACUUCAUCGCUAACAGCAAAACAUAAGAAAAAAUCAAAUAAAUCGAGUAGAAGAAAAAUUGAAAAAAUACGUAAAUCCUAUGGAUCAUCGAAUAGAUCAACACCCACACAGCAGCAGCAACAAGAACAUUCUUCAGAAGAUACAGAAACAACAAAUGUGAACUUGAGGGAUAAGUUAGAGAAAGAGCAGUAUCCAGAGAAAACCCUGGAAGAAAAAAUGCCCAAUGAAGAAGAAAUACGUAAUAAAGUGGAAAAUAUUAAAAAAGAAAAAAUAGAAACCACUGAAUUAAAAAUAGAAGAUUUAACUCUAAAGGUAAAACCUUUAAUUAUAAAAGUGGAACCUACAGAGGAAGGAGUGGAAAAAGUACUAGAGAAAGCAAAAGAAAGCCAGGUGGCUAACAAAAGUGAUUUGCCAGCAGCCUUCGAUAUAUUUGCUGAAUCACCCCCGCAUACUCCUGGUAUUUCGAUAUUAAACAAAAAACCAACCCAAAAGAAACCAGCAGAAGAGGGUAAUGUUACUCCACCCUUGCCGUCCUUAAGUGAAAAUAAAUUGCAAAAAUCUUCCUCAUUACAAAAUGCUUUAGAAAUACAAAAACGUAUAGAUAAACUAUUACAACAAGAUGAUAUCAAAUUGGAGGCCAUAGAAGCGGCUAAAGAAAUGUUAAUGAAGAAAACACAAAAAUAUCAAAGUACAAAGGAAAAAUCAACACCCGAAAGGGAAUUAAACAAAGUCAUGGAACAAAAAACCGUAGAAGAAACUAAUAAAAUAAAGAUAACAACAACAAUUCAAAAGGAGGAGAGUUCAACAGCAAAAGAAAAACCCAAGGCCUAUAAGGAUAAGGAACCUAUUAAAACAUCCAAAGAUCUUGAUAAAGAAAAAGAGAAACCCCGAGAUUCUUCUAAGCAGGGAGAGGGAAAGGAUGUUAAACAUAAGGACAAAUCAACAAUUUCUUCUAAAGACAAAUCCAAAGAAGAGAAGAAAGAUGAGAAGAAAACCAAAAGCUAUGAUAAAGACAAGCAUCAUAGUGAAAAGGAUUAUGAGAAAGAUAAAACACGCAAAGAAGUUUCCUCAACAUAUCGUAAUCCCUUCAAAAGAUCCAUAUCACGUGAUAGAUUCUUUGGCAAAAUUGAUUCGCGACGCCGUACACGCACCCAUAGUCGUGAACGUGAUUUUACAGCGAAACGACGUCUUUCUAAGGAUCACAAACGAGGCGAUAGUUCUGGUUACAGUUCAAGUAGAAUAUCUUCUAAACGUCGCAUAAGUGCCAGUAGUUCAGUCUCAAUUAUACUCAAUCGUUCAAAAUCAGGCGAACGGGAUGUAAAAGGAUCUUUAGAUUCGCUAAACUCUAAGGAUCGAGAACGUAAAGAUAAAAAGAGAGAAAAGACACCAGAACUAAAAACUAAACGUAAACGUUCUUUAUCGCCUAAACGUAAAAAUGACAAAGAAAAAGAUAGUACAGCAAAAAGUAACCAAAAUGAUAAAACUGUUACAGUAGAUGGGAAAUCAACAACGCCACCACCUAAAUCAAAUAAAAGCCAGGAUAGGGGUCAAGAUAAAGCUGCCCUAAAAGAAACUAAGAAAUCUAAAUCACCUGUUAAGCCGGCCGCCAAAAAGAGACCACUUUCAUUUACCCAAACUGAAUUUCUGUUUCCAGAAGAAGGCAAUGAAGACGAUUUCAUUUUGGGCGAUGAUGACGAGACCAAUGAUUCAUUUAAAAACCUUAAAUCACCUAGUGACAAGGAGGAUAGUCCCGACACCGAUGAUUAUAUGGAUAAUUGGGAAAAUGAUGAAGAUGUUGAUCUUGAUAUGAAUUCAAAUAUGCCCACUGAUAUGUCUACACCAAGAAAAUCCUCACCCGAUAUAACAGAAGAGGAUUCAUUUGUUACACGUUACGUUAAUCCCAGUCCACCGAAGGAGUUAUUGCAAAAACAAAAUGAAACGGAGACAAAAACUAAAGAAAGUGAACAGAAAAUUGAAGUCGAUACACUGCCUUUGACACCGCCAUUGGACUUGCUGAAAAAACCUGCAGUAGAUUUAGAACAUAAAGAGUUACAAGAGGAGAAUAGCAAACAAGCUAAAGACAGUCUUGAGGCUAAAAAACCUGAACUGUUUGGCAUGCAGGAAUUAUAUGAUCAAUUUAUAAAAAGUGUAGAGGCUUCUGGAGUCAACAUGAAAUCGAAUAAUAAAGAACAAAAACCUACAAAUGAGGAGGAUAAUGCGCAACAAGCAGACGUUUUAUGUGAUGAAAUAAAUCAAACACAAAAUCAAGGUGAAGAUCCUUUAUCUACGUCAUCCACCUCAACAUCAUCAACAACUUCCUCUUCUUCUUCAUCAUCGUCGGAAACAAAUUCUUCUUCAAGCUCAUCUUCAUCAGAUUCUUCAUCGGAUGACAGCAAUGAUGGUGAUGAGUUUAACAAGUCUGAUAAACAUUUAACAAAGAAAAUUAAACUUGAGGAAGAUUUAACAUCUAUAAGUUCUCCAGUUGUGGAUAACAACUCCAAAGGUAUGGAAACCAUUACCACGAAAUCUCCCAUAGUUGAAAGGGAACCUCGAACACCGUCUCCUUCGCCUCUACAAAAGAAUUUGUUUAUAACACAAACUCCACCAACACCCAUCUCUCAAAAAUCAACUCCUAAAUCAGAUGUUGCCAAAGAUUUCAAAAAACUAAAAAAUCUGGAAGCGAACUUAUCGCGCAUACAAAUGAUGAGGGCCAAUUAUGAUUCCAAUGAUGAAAUCAGUGAGGAAUUGCAUAAAAUGGAAAUGUUAUUCUUGCAAGAAAAGAAAAUCAUUUUACAGAAAUACGCCAAGAAUACGGCAGCCGCUGAAAAGCCCACAACUACUGUUGCUGCAAAAACAGUCGGAGAGUUUGUGCCCGCUUUACCGACCAGUGAUUUUGAUCUACUGCCACCUCCGCCACCUCCCGAAGAACCCAAUAAAAUAUUUGAUGCUAAUCGUGAAGCCAUUAAAUUGACAAUUUCUCCCAUGAAAUUACCCUCUAAACCAGCCAUAUUUAAUGUAGCGCUAAAUGAGGAAACGGAAAAGAAGCCAUUGGAGGAUAAAGAUGAAAUAGAUUUCACUGAAAAGCUAGUUAAACCAGUCAAAGAAGUGGCCAUAGUUAAGCCCAUGAUGGAAACUAAAGAGUCAAAGGAAUCACGCACUAGAGAUUCUCAUCGUCAUAGACGUUCACCGGUGUAUGCAGGCAGUCGUGAGAGGCCAAGAUCACCCAGCAAUUACAGAGAACGCAAUCGCAGAUCGUCUUCUAGAAAUCGUUUUAGUCCUCAGCGUAGAGGCCGUGGCAGAUCUUUAUCGAUAAGUCCUCCACGUAGGGGAAUGGGUGGUGGUAUACGUCAUGGUUCACCGCCCCGAAGAGGAGCUGCUGGUGGCAGAUUUCGUGUUUCUAAUAGGAGAUCUCGUUCUCGCAGUCCUUUGCGUCAAUUUGGCAACAGGCGUGCUAAAGAGGGAAGCCCUUUCCGCCGCAAGCGAGGACAGCAGCAGGAUUUGCAACCGCAUUACAAAAAGUUUGCACGUCAUCGUGGUUCACGCUCCAGAUCACCACAAGCAAGACCUAGAUCUCCCAGAACUCCGCCACCAAGAAGACGUUCCUACAGUCCAGAUCCUUACUCAAGAUCACCGCUGCCAUUUAAACCACCUUCACCGCCCAUGCGUCGUAGUAUGUCUCCAGCGGAUUCACCUAGUUCCGCAAGACGUUCACGAUCUCCAGCUUCACCGCGCAGACCGAGAUCUCCACGUUCUCCUCGUUCACCACAAUCUCCCUUAUCACCACGUUCACCCCGAUCGCCAAGAUCUCCCGAUUCUCCACCCUCGCAUAGAUAUGAUGAUCAUAGAUAUAGACGUGAUAAUAGUUUUGAAAGACACUCUUCCAUUUCACCACAUCCCCAGUACUAUGGAUCAGACUCUUUGGCGUCGGGUGUAUCAUCACAAGCUUCAUCGUACUAUUACAAUGUUUCACCAAAUCGCAUAUCAUUGGAUGCACGCAUAAAUAUUGUACUCAAUGCACCGGGUACUGGGAGCGAUACACCACCAGCUGGUUAUGAAGGUUACACAAACUAUGCUCAAUAUGGUGGUGCAGCUUAUAUGUCUAUACCACCACAACCCAUGACAGAUCCAGCUAAUAAUAUGGGUUAUUAUCCAAAUCCAUAUGUACCAAUCAUGCCAUCAACACACGAGUCACAUCAUGGUAUAACACAACCCACCCCCCAUAACCUACAACAUGCCACUCAGCCCCAUCAUCCCAACAUGCCACCACAUCUACAGCAACAGCCACAUUCUCCUGCUUACUCCAAUAUACCCACCAUAAAUAGUGGUGUGGCAGGACCGUCAUCACCACUGCCACCGAACAAUUUUUAUUAUAAUGAUUUCAAUAUGUCGCAUCAACCCAGCAAUCCAGUGCUCAAAGAAUUACCAAAAGCUCCUGUGGCUGUCCAAAAGGGUAAUGUUUUGGAAAUUGUACCCUCAAAUGUGGAAACUGCUCAAUCUCCUCUACAAAGUCAAAAAUUGAAAACUUCACCAAAUUUGGCUGACAGUAUUAAAAGUCAUAUUGAUAAAAUUUCCUCUACAAUAUCCUGGAAAGAUGAAGUCAAUAAUCGUCAUGUUAAGUCAGCCGUAAUGAAACUAAAUCGUGGCGGUGAAAAUGUAAUGAGAAGCAUUUUAAAACGUUCCGAGGUAGCGGAGAAAACCGACAAACUUGAAAAGAAGAAGGUCUACUUUGAAGAUGGCAUUUAUCCCAGUCGUGAUAGUGAUGAUGAAGAUCGCAAACUUAUUGAAUAUAAAAUACGCAAAAAAGUAUUACGUCUGCGUAAAAAGCGAGGCAUUGAUGUGCCGGCCGCACGUGAGCUAGGAGAAGAUAAGCUUAAACUUAAGCUACGCAAACCGAAAAUAGAUGCAGCUUUAGAAAAAUUACCACCACCACCACCGCCCACCACAAUGCCACCGGCAAAUCUAGAGCAACCCAUAUAUUUAAGGCCACCAACUCCAGUACCUUUGGUUUAUUUCCAUUUCGAUUCGGUGGUUCACUCAAUGUAUGUUUCACAAUUGGAGAAACCCAUACCACCCAGACUGUUAAAUCCAAAAUGUGUACCACCCGGAGCUGGUACCCCUGCAGCAGGUAUUGUGACUACAGCGAAUAUUGCUGCCAAUCGUUCGCCUAAUCUUAAUUUGCAAGGUAGUGCAGCAGCUACUAAAAAGGAAUUAACUACAUUGGCAGCUUUAAAUCGUGUGGGUAGAAAUGAAAAUGCCCAGAAUUCACCCAAAAUGUUGGCAGAUCCUAAAAGAGAAAGUCCAAACUCACAGCAAUCACCCUUAAUGACGUUAAAUAAACCCAGCAGUUUACAUUUUGCACCCACUCAAACAUCACCACAAAUGUCUCCUUUACAUGGACCGGCCAUAAGACAUCCGCCUUCACCUAUAGGUUUUGUGGGUAUGCGUAUUAAUAAUUUCAUGCGUCUACCACCUUCACCCUUAACUAGAGCCAGCACAGUACCGCCUCAUAUGCAAAACCCACCACCAAAUAUGGCAAAUUUACCGCACGGCAUGUCGGGCAUGAGACAUCCACAAUAUAAUAUGCCACCACCAAAUUUAAUGCCUCCAGGUAUGACGGCCGAUAAUAGCUAUAAUACACAUGGAGGUGGUUCACCUUAUGCAGCUAUGCCACAGCCACCACCUGGUUUUCAUGGUGGCUAUGGUCAAAGGCCCAUGAAUAGCGGCUUCUUUAUGGGUCCUGCUGCAGCACACACCAUGCAUCCACCACCGCCAAUGCCGGGUAAUUCACAUUCUAAGGAUAAAGAGCACAUGUUACAUCAUCAGCACCAACAUCACCAGCAGCAACAGCAUCAACAUCAUCAUAAUCUUCACCCGCAUGCGCAAUUGCAUCCACAACAACAUCAUCAUCCUCAUCAUCAGCAACAUAAACCUCCGCCUCCUCUGCCGCCGCCGACUUUAGGUAGUAGUGUGGUUGCUGCUAGUCCCCAGGCCAUGAUAGCCCCCUAUAAUGUGAAAAAGACUGUUAAUUGAAUUAAAAAAAACACACACACACAACCAAACUCUAAACUAAAGCGUCAUAAAUGCAAUCUUCUUAAAGUCCAUAACAUCAAUAGCAUCCUAAAUUCAUACACACACAGUUGCAAAGUGUAUGAAAUUGAAGAAAAAACAAACCAAACCAAUUUUUUUUUUUUUUUGUAUUUAAAUAUUAUGUUAAUAAUAUAUUUAUAAUUAAACUGAAUUAUUUUAAUUUAUAUUUUUAUUUAAAAACCUAACCUAACGACUCCUUUUAACAAAUACAAUUUUAAAACUCGCCUUUAUUUUCUUAGAACUUUUUAUAGAUUAUUAAGAUGUUAAUUAAAUAUUUUUUUAAAUUGAUUUAAAGUUCUUUUUAAAUCCGGCUAGUUUUAGUGACAAUAAUUGCAAAUGGUGUCAUUUAUUUAGUAUUAUUUCCAAAAGCAAACUCUAACUAUCGAAUAUAACUUUUCUCUAAACAAACAAACAAACAAACAAACACAAAAUUCUUCAUUUUUAUCGUUUCCUUUCUCAUAAUUUGAAUUGUUUUCUAGUUCUUUUUUUGUUGAUUUUUCGCCUUUUUUCCUUAACAUAUUGAAAUUAAGUUCAU